UGGAAGAACGAAUGUCGAGGGAAUUUUAAAAAAGGCGAGGGUUUUGCCGUGAAGAAAGAACAAUUAAUCAGUGUGUUUGUUAGAAGCCUUGGAAGUCUGUUUGGCGAGGGAGGUACACUUAAAUACGCGGCUGUUUGAGAAGGGGUCUGGCAGUGUCGUGCUAAUGUAUUUUAUUUUAUUUUGAUUUAUUUUUUCUCGCGGGGUCGUGCCAAUGAAAGGGUUGUCCGAAUACGCUCGUUGUCCGAAUUAGAAGAAGAAAAAAGUGUAAACAUGGCCUCUUAUGUUCAUUUUCUUGUGUACAGUUCUAAGCACUUUUAAUAAAAAAAAAAAGAAAGAGAGAGAGAGAAAAAAAAGAGAGACCGUGAGUGUAUUUGUGUUGUCGAGGAAAAGCGAGGAAAGAGAGGCGAGGACGAGGCAAGGGAAAGGCCUCAAGUACUUUCUCGAGGACGACCUGGUCUCCCUCGAGCACACCACCAUGACGUCUAUUAUGAAGAUUUACAGCAAGGCAACCAAAAGGGGCUCGGACCCCCGGCUGCAGACAUGCCGCGGGAAGCUGCAGAACCGCCGCUCCAAGCUCAACCAGGAGAUCAACAAGGAGCUCAUGCUCAGGGCCGGCGCAGAGAACCUCUACAACGCCACACACAACAAGAGAAUGAAGGAGCAGGUGGCCUUGGAGCUACAGUUUGUAAACAGCAAUCUGCAACUCCUGAAAGAACAGCUUGCAGAACUGAACAGCUCUGUGGAGGUCUACCAGGGCACGCAGUCGAAAGGUAACAUCCCCAUGAUCCCUUUGGGCCUGAAGGAGACGAAGGAGAUCGACUUCAGAGAACCGUUCAAGGAUUUCAUACUAGAACACUACAGCGAGGAACCAGACAAGUAUGAUGAGCCAAUCACAGAGUUCAUGGACCUCAGAGGGGCCAUGCGAACUCCGGAGCGCGACGACUCGGGAGUGGGUCUUCUCUUCGAGUACUUCAAUCAGCUCUAUUUCAUCGACAGAAGAUUCUUUCCUCCGGACCGCUCGCUUGGCAUCUACUUCGAGUGGUACGACUCGCUGACUGGCACCCCGAGCUGCCAGAGGACGGUGGCCUUCGAGAAAGCGUGCGUCCUCUUCAACCUCGGGGCCUUGUACACGCAGCUGGGGGCUCGCCACGACAGGACCUCGGCGGCAGGACUCGACGCGGCCGUCAACAACUUCCUCCGGGCGGCGGGGAUGUUCCGAUACCUGCACGACACCUUCACCAACGCCCCUUCCAAAGACCUGAGUCCGGAGAUCCUCGACAUGCUCAUUCAUCUCAUGCUGGCUCAAGCACGAGAAUGUCUCCACGAGAAAGCCCUGCUCGGCCACAGCGAGGAUUUCGAAACCGUGGUGGAACUGUCACAAGAGGCAGCCAACGUUGCUCAAGAGUAUUCGCAGGUGCUGAAAACAAUAUCGGACCCAGCAGUGAAAGGCUACGUUCCGGCAUCGUGGAUAAGCUUAGUUCACAUCAAGGCUGACUACUACCGCGCUUGUUCCCACUACCACAUCUCUGAAGCGCUACUCACCCUCCCGUGCAGCAUCAAAGAGGAGGAACACAUAGGGAUGAGAGUCCGCGAGGCUUUGCAGUAUUUCCAUCUCCCGCCAUCGAACAACACCACCACCAUUGACAUCACUGUCCCAAGCUGCCGGAGAGAACGCACCAUCCUCGGUCUGGCUCAUUGUCGUGAGGCAGUUUUAGUUCACGAGGAGGCAAUGCGGCAACACAGGAUGUGUCGAGACCUAAAAAAGAAGUCGGUCCUCGCAGAAGUCUUGCACAUUGGCCAUGAAACAGCGGUCCACCUCCUUGACCUCUAUGUGGAGGAGGAAGAUCUUCUGAACAUACUUGAUCCGCCACCGAUAUCACCGGCAACCAAAGUACAGCUUUCCCUGACUACCCCAGACUUUUCCCAACACCGGGUAGAAGACCUGUUCAAACUCCUGGGACCCGUUGCUGUAUUCUCAGCCAAGCACCAGUGGUCAGCACCUCGACCUAUUAAGCUAACCAGAACUCCCACUCAAGGUUUUGGGUUCUCAGUGAGAGGCGAUGCUCCUGUCGUUAUAGCUGGCGUUGACAGGAAUAGUUUGGCAGAGAGAGCUGGUAUCAAUGAAGGAGACCUUGUGGUGUGCAUUGGAACCCGUGAUGUGAAAUGGAUGCCACAUGAUGAGGUUGUUGGGCUUAUUCGUGAAGCUGGAAACACACUCAACCUCACUCUCGUCACUCCUUGUGAUAAGACCUAUUACAAAUUACCCAAAAGCAAGAGUCUCAAGGACAUCUCUCCCCACUCUACCACGAGUAGCAGCAGUGGAGUCAGUAGUACAGGCAGCAGCAGUGGCAGCAGCAAUAGCAGUACCAGCAGCAAUAGCAGUCACUAUGGUUCUGUCAAUAGUUCUACUAUUUCAAAUUCACGCGAUAAAGACAAGCGAAACAGUUGGAAUCCUUUCAAGCGUUCAUCUUCUCGAGACAAGCUUAAAGCAGACUCCCUUAUUGACUGCAAUGUUAUUUUGCGAUAACUUCUUCUUGGAAAUUGCCUAUUCACUUUGAAGUAUUCAGUCUUUUAGCUGUUUCUUUUCCUCUUCAUGUAAACUUGUUUUAAGGUAUCAGGUACUCUCAACAAAAUCAGUAUUAUUUCAAAGAAGUGGACCAUUAUUACAUUUCCUUGAUAAUUAGGAGUAAAGGUUACACAUGCAGUACAUCAAAAUACAGACAAAGGGAAAUCUGAAGCAUAAUAAACCACAUAACUUACACACUGAAAAUGAAUUCUUGAAAUUUACUGUACAUAAAUAAAUGAAUUGCUGUUCGACUUGCCUGAUGUCCGAAAUAUCUAUAAUGUCUGACGAGUAAUAUCUUCAGUAUGUCGUUACAGUAGAAGUUGUCCAAAAUAACUUUAUCUAAGCACAUUGAUAAGUGAAGUAGCCAGUAAAUUGUAUGAUGUGUCCAGUCAAUAUAUUCUGAAUACUAUUAUGCUUUAGCUGAAAUAUAUAUAAUCAUACAUUAUUUGGACAGUAUUCCUGAAGCUACUGGAUCUAGCAUACAUAGUACGAAAUACUUUUUCUUCAAGCAUGUUAAGACUUACAUUCACAAAGAAUUAAGCAUAUAGAUCUUAUUAUAGAAGUACUUGUAUUUUGAUUUGAAAAAUUGUUCUUGUGUUGCUUUUUGAUAGAAUAUGAGAUUAGAAAAACAACAACUUCAAACUGCUAUUGCCUAUAGUGGCGAAUGUUAAGAGGCUUGUGUAAAAAUUUGAGUGGGGAUUUAAGAUAUGUGGUUUUAUCACAUGAGCUAAUCGUUUCACAUAUAUUGGUUAAGCAAUUCUCUUAAAGAAACAUUUCUACAUGCAAGUAUCUCAUACCAGUUAGAAGUGAUUGUCUGCAUCAAAAGUGGCAUUAGGACACAUUGUAAAGAUUAUAGUAAUCAUUGGACAUAUCUGUGUUUGAUGCAUUUUUUACUAAAGACGUAUUAUGUUAGUUUUCCUGAAAGUUUUAUCAUAUUUAUGGAAAAAAUAAGGUGAAAAUGAGCUACAUUUUCAUAAUAUAUAAAAUAUAUAUCCUUUGAUUAGCCUUUAUACCUUGUCUUCCUUUGUAAAUACAGUAUUUACAUUUCUUGCUUAUCUUUGUAUGUAAUUGUGUAUAUAAGUGUACAUUUGCUGUAUAUGCAAAAUACGUUUGUUUUAUAUGUAUAAUGUGUUAUUUUGAUUCCCAGGAUUGUUACCUUCUUAGUUAAAAAGAUGGUUCAUUGUAAUAUUUACUAAAUUAUUUCCCAUUAUUAUCCUGAGUUACUAUACAGAAACUUUUGAGUGGAAAUACCUUGUAUGUAAUCCAGUAUGUACAUAAUAAUAAAGAGCUAAUGAA
Messenger RNA from Penaeus indicus, 3862 nucleotides. RefSeq names its product rhophilin-2-A-like (gene Rhp). Gene Ontology annotation, biological process: negative regulation of stress fiber assembly; signal transduction. The transcript has 13 exons. The record is from RefSeq and is a predicted model, not a curated record. The coding region runs from base 281 to 2527 and encodes 748 amino acids. NCBI's taxonomy places the organism in Eukaryota, Metazoa, Arthropoda, Malacostraca, Decapoda, Penaeidae. Gene Ontology annotation, molecular function: protein binding.